Messenger RNA from Staurois parvus, 315 nucleotides. NCBI's taxonomy places the organism in Eukaryota, Metazoa, Chordata, Amphibia, Anura, Ranidae. The record is from the annotation of a GenBank genome assembly.
AUGCUGGUGAUCCGCAUCUCUUGCAAGCCUCACUGUGUAAAAGAGCCACUGUCUGUUGUAGUGGAUGGAGAGGAUCCAGACAGCGAUGACAAUGAAGAAACAUUUAUCUUGACCCCUGUGACAGACACACCCCUAGGAGCCCAGACCCCACUGGAUGGUACUCUGUCAGUCAAUGUGUUCACCUCAGCAGAAGAGCUGGAGAGAGCCCAGAGGUUAGAAGAGAGGGAGAGGAUAAUCCGAGAAAUAUGGCGGAAUGGACAACCUGAUAUUCUGGGCACAGGAACGGGCACCAUUGGACGCGUACAUUACUAUUAA